Lepisosteus oculatus (spotted gar) is the source of this 3353-nucleotide messenger RNA. It is a transcript of the gene atcaya, whose product is annotated as ATCAY kinesin light chain interacting caytaxin a. Gene Ontology annotation, biological process: apoptotic process. The record is from RefSeq and is a predicted model, not a curated record. Lineage: Eukaryota; Metazoa; Chordata; Actinopteri; Semionotiformes; Lepisosteidae. Gene Ontology annotation, cellular component: cytoplasm.
AGUGAGGUAAAGACAGACAGGCGGAUAGCGAUAGAGAGAAAUUAAAGGGGAUGCUGUUGCCAGGGAACAGAAGUGCUGGAGAUCCGUCUUAGAUGGAUAAAAACCCACAAGGAAUUUUAUAUGUAGGGAUAAAUUAAUACACAAAGACCACCAUUGAUCACCUUGCAAAAACAGUACCGGAAUAUAUACUGUAUAUAAAGAGAGAGAAGAAGGGGCAGCUGAGACCUCGUUACCAAAUGAGAGAACGGAGGGCUACGAGGAAUAAUGAUUGAAGAGAGUGGCUGAAGACAAGGGACUGACCAGGCAUUUUGGGUGUAGCUGCGGCGAGGAAUUGAUUUUUACGGGGAGCAGGACAGCAGGGCUGUCAUCUUAAAAGAGCCCCCCGCCGCCUUGCGAGAGAGGGCUCCGUGUCCCUGUCUUUCCUGCGCUCCCACCCACACGACAGGGGGGCUCGGGUCCUGCUGUAUCUGUCUGCAGAAGCGAGCAGCCGCCGCCUCGCCCCGCGCCUGCCCCGCACUCCAGCGCGGACCGAGGCACCUGGACAGCGGCGGCAUGCACCGCCUCUGGCUCCGGGCACCAGCAGCUGCCUCUGGCCCACACUGAGACCGGAACAGAGGACAGGGGUUGGGGAAAAAAGGCUCUAGAGAGGAAAACCACGCAAUAACGCAGCAGGAGACGGGCAUCCUUCCCCAGAUCUGUGGCACCUGCCCCACGCCAGCCCCUUACAACCCCAGAGCAAUGGGCACCACGGAGGCCACCCUGCGGAUGGAGCACAUGGAGGUGAAGGACGAGUGGCAGGACGAGGACUUCCCCAGGCCCCUCCCCGAGGACGGAGACAUGGAGUCCUCCUGCAGCCUCACGGACAACAGGAACUCUCCUCCCAACUCCCUGAACGUGGGUGGGGGUGGAGGGGGGAGUUCGGCUCAUCGGAAGCGGAGAACCCUGGUGGCCCCCGAGAUGAACCUGUCCCUUGACCAGAGCGAGGGCUCUCUGCUCUCCGACGACUUCCUGGACACCCCCGAUGACCUGGACAUCAACGUGGAUGACAUAGAGACACCCGACGAGACCGACUCCCUGGAGUUCAUCACCAACGGCAACGAGCUGGAGUGGGAAGAUGACACUCCGGUCGCCUCAGCCAAGGCUCCGCCCAGUGAGGGGGCGGGGCUGCCCGGAGAGGAAGGGGAGGGGUCAGCGUCUAAUGGGCGGCUGUGGAGGACAGUGAUCAUCGGGGAGCAGGAGCACCGUAUCGACAUGCAAGUCAUCAGGCCCUACCUGCGUGUCAUCACCCACGGGGGUUACUACGGAGAAGGCCUGAAUGCCAUCAUCGUGUUUGCAGCCUGCUACCUCCCAGACAGCAACUGCGCAGAUUACCACUACAUCAUGGAGAACCUCUUCCUGUAUGUGAUCAGCAGCCUGGAGCUCCUGGUGGCAGAGGAUUACAUGAUCAUCUACCUGAACGGAGCCACCCCUCGGAGGAGGAUGCCUGGAAUUGUCUGGCUCAAGAAGUGCUACCAGAUGAUCGACAGAAGGCUGAGGAAGAACCUGAAGUCUCUGAUCAUCGCUCACCCUUCCUGGUUCAUCCGCACUGUGCUGGCCAUCUCCAGGCCCUUCAUCAGCGUGAAGUUCAUGAACAAGAUCCGCUACGUGCACAGCCUGGAGGAGCUCGAGCAGAUCAUUCCGAUGGAGCACGUGCAGAUCCCGGAGUGCCUGCUACAGUAUGAAGAGGAGAGAAUUAAGGUCCGGAAAGAGAGGAUGGAACAGGAACAGCAGCAGCGGGAUCCGCCGCCGCCGCCGCCACAGCAGCAGGGAGAGAAAGAAAGGCCGACGUCGACAGCUGAAGAGCCAGGAGGACUGUGAGAAGCAUCAGACCACCGUGCACCUGAGAGAAAGGAUCCAGAAGAAGGAAGCAGGCGGAGAUCGGGUGGUGCUUACGGGCUGAGUGGAUGUUCGGCGCUACAAAAAAAAAAGCAAGACGCGUCCUUUCUUUCAUUUCACUUGUAAAACACGACCUGCGAGCCCCCAAUUCCCAGGCCCCCUCCGCGCCUGUCCGUCCCGACGCCACGCAGGACCUGUUUCUGGUGGGAGUCUCACCCGCGUUGCCAUUCCAGUGACGCCAGCGGCCGCGGCGUGCCCCCGGACAGGGCUGCUGGGUCUGCCUGAAGACCAGCCCUGCACGGAUAUCUUCCACUUCCCACCCCCGAGGCAGCAGGAAAGUCGCUGUUUUGCAAGCGCUUUGGAAAAUUGACAUCUCUCCCGCCUGCGUGCACGUACCUUCACACUAGUAGCCCGCAUCAGUAUCCUCACAAAAUGCGACACAAAAUGCUUCGACCUUUUUUUAAAAAAAAAAUGCUAUGCAGGUUAUUGCCUGUUCAGCGCGGGGGAGGGGGGGCGACUUUUUUCAUUUUACUGCAGGUCGUUAGUCUCCUCAGAUGUGGCGAUGUCGCUUUUGCAAGGGGCGGCUGAGGAGUUUCGAAGGAUAUGAACCUGACCCAUUUCUCCAGCUCUUCAAAAGACUCGAUUUCUUCCCGCAGACCGUAGAUUAACCUGCCCGGCAUGAGAAACAGGCCGCACGGUGCCCCCCAGGGCCACAGCGCCCCCUCCCGGUCAAGCACUGCCAAGACAACGUGGGUCGGCGCUGUCCUGGCUGGCGGCUCACUGGAAUCCGAUUUUGCGCCUUGGGUUUGCACCUGAAAUGUUUGACAUGACUACAUCUUACACACAAAGACAACCCGUCCUGAUUACAUUUUCCGUGCAUACGAAAAGCACCUUACUUUUAGUGACAUAGUGUUAUUUAACGAAGAAUGACGUGGUUCGUAGUGACAGUCGUUUUUGGUGUGAUAUAUCGAUCUAGUAUUUAUAGUCCGCUAUUAUAUUUAUAGCUCCUAUAAUUCUGUAGGGGUUUUUGUAGUGUCUUAUGUAUGAAUCAAUACGAUUGAGAAUGAAGCACUCGUAUUGAAAUAAAUCCUGAUCAUUACCCUGUAGAUAAUGUGGCUGACGGGUUCCACUUGUACAGUAUGUCAGUUCUUAGUGUCUAGAUGUGUUGAUGGGAAAUGUUGUCCCCCUAGUUUUCUGCCUACUUAUUCGUUUCUGUAAAUACUGAUCAGAAGCAAAUACUUUGACAGCCGUGGGAAUAAGGCGCCACCUCGCGGGAGAGUCUGGUUUAUCUCACUUGUACAAAUUACACAUCUGGUGAGUUGCACUCUGUAAGAAAUUGUCCAAACCCGUAGUUCGUGUACUUGUGUUCAUGAGCAUACAAGUAGACGGCAAAAAAAAAUGAAAAAAGGAUGGAUUCUUUUUUCUGUUUUUUCUUCUUCCAUAAAUGAUACGAGAUGGGUAAAUGAAUGGUUUCAAAC